CACAAUAAAUGAAUAGCAUUAUAAUACCAUUUAUGGAAUUUGAAUUACAAGAAUUGGUUAAAAUUGCCUUGGGUGGUCCAGAACUAACAAAUGUCAGCACUGCCGUAUUGCACAGCCUCCUUGAGAUUCUGCUUAAAAAGCUCAAUUGCCAGAAUGAAACGGUUAGCUUGGGCACAUAUGAAUCGAAAAUGUUACAAAAACUUUUGGAAAAAUCCAAGACUUCACCUCUAGCCUUCAAUGAUGAGUCUGUGGAGUGUAUAGAAGAAAAAUUGAAAAGUUUACACAGACUGCAAGAAACUGUCAAUGAUAUGGACAAGAAAUUAGCCUGUCAUUUGGAACAUGCCAAAUGGAGAAAUAACUUUCAAGAGACACAAUUGGAUUGGGAAAACUGGGAGCACUUUGGCUCCGAAGACCUAUGUACCUUGUGUGAUGCUGAUAAUGAUAUAGCCUGCAAAUUGCUUAAGAAUACUGAUUUUCUAAAGAAACUUUUGCGUCGCAUCGCAGCACCCAUGGUGGAUAGAGUAUUUCUGUUAGAGGACAAACUUCAAAGCUUGCAGGAGGAAUUCAACAAAUUUACUACCAGAGCCCAAGAGGAAUAUCUCAAAAUUCAACUGCUGGAGACCUGCAUUUAUGAAAUUGAGUUGUUGCGCAAAAAACUCAAUGAAAAUCAAACUCAAUUCAUUUGCACCAUCGAAGAGGUGCAGGAUAUGUUGGAUGCCAAAUUGGAUAAAAUCCAUACGCCUGACCUCAAGAAAUACAUAAAGGAUAAUUUCCAACGUAUUUUUCAAAAUUUACAAGAAUUGAAAGAUAAAGAAGACUGUCCCCGGGCGGCUGGCAUUAUAAUGCAAGGGGUACGUUGUAUGUCUUGCGGCAGCACCAAUGUCUGCGGCAAUGUGGGAGCACAUGCUGUGGCCAUGUUAUCCGAUGUCAAAGCUAGGCAAACGUUACCAAAACAUUGUGGAAAGGAGUUGCCAGUUACGGCUUCAAAGGAGUUGAAGACCAGGAUUAAAUCUGUGGCUUUAGGAGAUAACCGGAGAAAGCCAACAGUUGAAACUAUUAACUCUGAGAAUAGAAGCUGUACUAAAGUUGGGGAAAAUUUGGAGUUAAUGGAAGGUCUGGAUGGAAAUCUUUAUCGCAAGGGUUAAAAACUUGUAUUGGGUGAUUGAAGCAUAUCAACAAAUUUGGAAUUGAACAUUUUUUUAUUUAGACAAUUUUUUUCAAAAACAAAAAAAUUAAAUUUUGAUAUGAAUAUCAGACCAUCCCAUCCUAUAACAAA
Messenger RNA from Stomoxys calcitrans (stable fly), 1276 nucleotides. RefSeq lists its product as uncharacterized. The record is from RefSeq and is a predicted model, not a curated record. The transcript has a single exon. Lineage: Eukaryota; Metazoa; Arthropoda; Insecta; Diptera; Muscidae. The coding region runs from base 9 to 1145 and encodes 378 amino acids.